UGAUCAUGGCGGAGCUAAAGCUACAGCAUGAAGUGGAACCCGAAGUUCUCAAUGGGGACAUCGAGAAUGAAGAGAGGGAGGACACGGAUCCUUCGGAAUCAGCCAAGAAAAAAAGAAGAAAAAAGAAGAAGAACAAGGCAAUUGCCCCAGGCCUGUUUCCCAAUGACUACGACAAUGCUGCAAGCAGGGACGAAUGAGGCUGAGGGGGAUGGAGACACUGGAGGUGUUGGUGAGGUGAUGAAACAGUUGGAGCAGCAAGCUCUGGAGGACAAAGAGAAGGAGGAGGAUGGAGAAGAAGAAGGAGAAGAAGGAGAAAAUUGUGCAGGGAAAAAGAAAAAGAAGAAGAAGAAAAAGAAAUCUUUGAAGGGACAGACUGACCCUCCCACAGUCCCUAUUUGUGAGCUUUUUCCCAGCGGAGUUUUCCCAAAAGGAGAGGAAUGCGAAUAUCCCCCAUCAAAAGACGGGCGCAGUGCAGCGUGGCGCACCACCCACGAGGAGAAGCGGGUGUUGGACAAGGCCAACGAGGAGAUGUGGAGCGAUUUCCGUCAGGCGGCCGAAGCCCACCGCCAGGUCCGCCACUACGUGAGGAGCUGGAUCCAACCUGGCAUGACCAUGAUUGACAUCUGUGAGAAACUGGAGGACUGCUCCAGGAGGCUGAUCAAAGAGAAUGGACUCAAGGCGGGAUUAGCCUUCCCUACCGGCUGUUCCAUCAACCACUGUGCCGCCCACUACACCCCCAAUGCCGGCGAUCCUACCGUGCUGCGCUAUGAUGAUGUUUGCAAGAUCGACUUUGGCACACACAUCAACGGUCGAAUCAUCGACUGCGCCUUCACCGUCACCUUCAAUCCGAAGUACGACAGGCUACUGGAGGCCGUGAGGGACGCCACAAACACAGGCAUCAAGUGUGCAGGGAUUGAUGUGCGCCUGUGUGACGUGGGCGAGACCAUCCAGGAGGUCAUGGAGUCUUACGAGGUGGAGAUUGAUGGGAAGACAUACCAGGUGAAGCCAAUCAGGAAUCUCAACGGUCACUCUAUUGGCCAGUACAGGAUACACUCUGGCAAAACUGUGCCCAUCGUCAAGGGAGGAGAGGCUACCAGGAUGGAGGAAGGAGAGGUGUACGCCAUCGAGACCUUUGGAAGCACAGGCAGAGGGGCCGUCCAUGACGACAUGGAGUGUUCACAUUACAUGAAGAACUUCAAUGUUGGACAUGUGCCAAUAAGGCUCCCGAGGGCUAAGCAUCUGCUGAAUGUGAUCAAUGAGAAUUUCGGCACCUUGGCAUUUUGCCGGCGUUGGCUGGACCGACAGGGCGAGAGUAAGUACCUGAUGGCGCUAAAGAACCUGUGUGACCUUGGCAUCAUCGACCCUUACCCGCCGCUGUGUGACACCAAGGGCAGCUACACAGCCCAGUACGAGCACACUAUCCUCCUCAGGCCCACCUGCAAGGAGGUAGUGAGCCGGGGGGACGACUACUGAGG
Messenger RNA from Osmerus eperlanus (European smelt), 1475 nucleotides. RefSeq names its product methionine aminopeptidase 2-like. Gene Ontology annotation, cellular component: cytoplasm. The transcript is spliced from 12 exons. Gene Ontology annotation, molecular function: metalloaminopeptidase activity. The coding region runs from base 28 to 1473 and encodes 481 amino acids. Gene Ontology annotation, biological process: proteolysis. NCBI's taxonomy places the organism in Eukaryota, Metazoa, Chordata, Actinopteri, Osmeriformes, Osmeridae. The record is from RefSeq and is a predicted model, not a curated record.